CAUGGCUCUGUUUCCCAAUCUCAUUUUCAUUUUACUUUAUCUGUUUUUUUAUGAGUCUGCCUCUGUUUUUUCUCUCUGCUGUUCACUCAUUCCGUUUAUCACUUCCCUGAGGGACCAUUGCAAGGCAGUAUUCUGCUCCAAUUGGUCAGUCUGCUCCGUGUACAGCUCCUAUCUCCAGAAUCACCGUGAUGCUGGAUACAGUUCCCAGGGAGUCUCCAAGACCACAGCAGCCUUCCUGCAACAAUGCUGCACAUGUUCCUGAGCGUUCUACCUUCACAGAUCUCCACAAGAGCAGCUGAAGCGAGGACAGCUCCCAGUUUUCUACACUGUCUGGAAGCAUUAAGCUACCUAGCAACGGGGAAACAUCAUUCGAAGUGAAAAUCCUGGGCUACCUAGCAACUAAACAAUGUCAUUUAUUGCCUAUCCAACUCCCAGAUUCGAAAGGGGACCUGCCUCAUAACACAAAGACUAAAGCUGCCUCAAGAAUAAAACUACACCGGACAGCGAUUGAUGUUUUCAGUGUGCUGCUGAAAGGAUGUCUGCACUCCGUAGAAAAUUCGGUGAAGACUAUCAAGUUGUGAACACUUCCCGGGUUUCCACCUACAGUGCUCCCGUAAAAAAGAAAAGGCAAAGGUUUGUAGACAAGAACGGUCGUUGUAAUGUGCAGCAUGGAAACUUAGGUGGAGAGACAAGUAGGUACAUUUCUGAUUUGUUCACUACUUUAGUGGAUCUGAAGUGGAGAUGGAACCUCCUAAUCUUCAUUCUGACUUAUACAAUUGCCUGGCUGGUGAUGGCUUCAAUGUGGUGGAUCAUAGCCUACAUCCGAGGAGAUAUAAACCAGACCCAUGGUGAGAACUAUACCCCGUGUGUGGCCAAUGUCUACAAUUUUCCAUCUGCUUUUCUCUUCUUCAUAGAGACAGAGGCCACCAUUGGUUAUGGCUUCAGAUACAUUACUGAGAAAUGCCCAGAGGGCAUCAUCCUCUUCUUGUUCCAAUCCUUGCUUGGUUCCAUUGUGGAUGCCUUUUUGAUCGGGUGUAUGUUCAUCAAAAUGUCCCAGCCAAAGAAAAGGGCAGAGACUUUGAUGUUUAGUCACAAUGCAGUCAUCUCCCAACGUGAUGGCAAAAUGUGCCUGAUGUUUCGAGUAGGGAACCUUAGAAACAGCCAUAUGGUUUCUGCUCAGAUGAGAUGCAAAGUGAUAAAGUCCAGGCAGACCCCAGAAGGAGAGUUCCUGCCCUUGGAUCAGUGUGAGUUGGAUGUGGGAUUUGGGACUGGUGCGGACCAACUGUUUCUGGUUUCCCCUCUGACUAUCUGUCAUGAAAUCAAUCCGAAAAGUCCCUUCUUUGACCUGUCUCAGCGAUCAUUGAGAAGUGACCAGUUUGAAAUUGUGGUGAUUCUGGAGGGAAUUGUUGAGACCACCGGAAUGACAUGUCAAGCGAGGACCUCAUACACAGAAGAUGAAGUUCUUUGGGGUCAUAGAUUUCUUCCAGUCAUGUCACUAGAAGAAGGAUUUUUCCGUGUGGAUUAUUCCCAAUUCCACUCCACAUUUGAGGUUCCCACAUCUCCCUAUAGUGUAAAGGAACAAGAUGAGAAGCUGUCGCUGACAUCACUUUGUCCCACACCUUGUAUCAGCAACAGCAAGAACAGAAGGGAGAGAAUUUUCUCCUUGGACUGCAUCGAUACCUUAGAGGAGAAGGGCAACAAAUUACCAGCCAAACUUCAGAAAAUGAGCACCGGCAAAGAGGAAGUGCAGAGGAAAGUUAUGAGGAUGACUGCUGACAUAGGAGAGAAAACUUGCAGUACUGGCGAUCUGCCUCUAAAACUGCAGAGGUUAAGCUCUAACCCCAGCAAUUUCACUGCCGAAGAAAGACUCCCGCUGAAGAGUAUCAAAGUCAAUUCAGAAUCCAUCACUCAAUCAACGGGAGAUCUUCCGCAGAGGGAACAUGGCCUGCAACUCACAGGAAUACGAAUGGAGGACAAUUUACCUGCCAAACUGAGGAAAAUGAAUUCUGGUCGCUUCACUUAGAAAGAGACAAUAUCAAAUACAGCAUGUUACUUUUGAAAUAUCUGUAAAAAUCUGAGACUUAAGGCCUUCGCUUUGAGUGUAUUGGGCUAUUUAGGUAUACAUUUCUGUUGAUGUUGGCUAUGGUUUGCAUGACUGGGUGACUACAAUGUUUUAGUUGCUUAGUUACUAAUUUGAGGGAUAAGAUGGCCCAAUUGAGUCAAAGUCAACACCAAAAAGGCAUCUCUUGUAUUUCUAGAAAAGCCCAGACAAACUCAAUUGAAAUAAUUUAACAGCAAAUCAACUUUUAAAAGGCCUGAGUAAAGAUCAUUUCCUGGAUCCCCUGGUGUAGUUCAAUUGAUAAAUUAACUUUCCACUAUCUGUCAGUUAUAAUUGACUUGAGAUCUACCAGCUACAGUCAACCUGUGAUCUUUCUUGAAUUAGUCCAUUAGCAGGGUACUAAUCUAAACUUAACAUUUACUUUAGCAUCCCUGGGAUAAAGAAGAGAGAAAUCAACCAAUUCUAUGCAUUGACUCCAACUGGUAAAUUUUAACCACCAAAAUAGAUAGGUUGGAGUCUGGUCAGGCAUUAAAAAUUAAAAGUGAAACCUUACUGAAUGUGCUAUAACAUGCACUGUUGUGGGUUUAACAUAGGCAAGGCAAAGUCUGUUUGUGUUUGCAGCCUAUCCACUCCUGGGAGACAGGUUGAUUAGUUAAAUACUUUAAUGAGGUUUGCAGCUUCUGAUGUAAACUGCUUUGGGGGAUUAAAAAUGAUUGGCCAAGUUGAUGAGGUCUCAGGAAGUUGGAUAGCCAUAGGGACAUGGGAACAAUUUUGGCAAGAAUCUAAUUUGCCUUUACAGAAAUGCAAAUGUAAACUGCUAGAGAAACUCAGCAGGUCUGGCAGUCUGCGGAAAGAAACGGAUGAACUCUUCCAGUCUGAUAUGACGUUUCUUUACAGGACUGAUCAUGAGGCAGGAGAAGCACAGUAUCUCACCCUUAUUCCCUGCUCUGCCAAAUGCCCCAUCCCAUCAGAUGUCUCCCAUACAAAGAUGUGUAGGUUAAGAGGUCUGACUCUCUUCUUUGGGAUUGAACACUCUCACCCUCAGGUCAUGGAUGAGAUUUACACUCCACUCUUCCAACUUGACAUAUCUGUUCCUGUGGCAUGUUUCAGCGUCAUCCCAGUUCAACUUGAAAGCCAGGCUGUCUUCUUGGUCAGAAACCGAAAAGGCAUAAGUUGUGGAGCCUGGCCUUAUGGAUUUUCCACCUGAACUUCAUCCCUUGUAAUAUGUGGGCCACAUUUUUACAGUAAUGUGCCUAUUCUGGUCCAAAAUAGAAUGAAAACAAGUGCCCAAUGUUAUGGGUUUAAAAUGAACGUCACAGCGGUAUUCAGCCUCCAAUAACAAACUCCAUCUUCUCGUCCUAACUAUUUAUUAUCAGAAGUGAAUUAGUAAAGAAGUAACUCAGUUCUAUUCUAUAGUCUAAUAAAACCUUGGCAAAUGCUGAAGUAAACGAACAUCCUUGAAUGUUAUUCCGAACUUCUACAAAGUGCUGGUUAGGCCCUAACUAUAAGUGUGAGCCAUGACGAACAUGGCCAUUUCUGUGUUCCAAGCUUCUGGAUGGAUGUCAAGAUCAGGGGAAUUAUUCAGAGGGAACCAAGUGUGAAGGUCUUGAAAUUUCAUAAGAACACUAAAAAUAGCAGAGCAGACAAAGUUGAGGAACAAUUUUAAAAUCAGAAGGGUUUUGUGUGAAUGAGGAUGAAUAGUUCCCAGUGGCUAAAUGAAGAGUAACUUGAGGAUUCAAAUUUGAAGUGAAACCAAUGACAGGCAACGCAGGAAAAUAUUUUUUUAAGGAAUAAGUUCUUCUCAUCAGGUUAGCAGUACCCAGAUGGAGAUUCAGGAAUGCCUGUUGAAAGGGAAAUGGAAGGGAAUUUGUAGGUCCAUGUGGAAAGAGCAGGCAUUAUUGGGUAGGUUUUUCAAAAAGCUGAUACUAGUGCAAUGGCAAGAAUUGCCCCCCUUCUGUGUUGUCCCAUUCUACAGAUGUGAAUGGUCAAUGAUGGUGUCAGGUUGCACCGAGUAAACAAAGAGCUGACCAGUAUUUAUCUUGUCAUACAGGAUGGCUGCCUACACGUUGUAAUGCAAGUCAGCACCUAAAACUGUAAACCAAUGCUGCAGCAAAGGAGGGAAAGAAAAUUGGAAGAAAAUAAUUUUGUAUUUUUUUCCUGACAUUAAAAAUUUAAUUUUAGUGAAACAGUACAUUCUAUACUAGGAAUCCAGCUGUUUAUUUAGGCUACAAGAUAAGGAAUCUAUUAAUUUGAGAUUGAAUGUAUAUUGCUUCUAUUUUUUCAGUGUAGUUGAUUGUAACUCUGGCAUUUUGAUCUCUGAAAAGCACAACACUUAAGUCUCAUCUCGUCUCCAGCAACUCCAACCAUCUAACUGUCCUAUUGACACGUUACAUGGAGACUUCUUGAUGUAAACGAGCAUCGAUAAAUAUUGACAUCAAGAUUACUCUGAACUUUGCAAAACCCUGUUUAGAUUCCAACUGGAAGAUUCUGCCCAUUCCUGAGUCAACUUCAAUUUGAGGAGUACUUUAGACUGUGGGGAGAGGACAGUCCUUCAGGGUAGACCACUGGAUUUUUUUGACACAACUAUUAAAUAAUAAAGUUAAA
This is a messenger RNA of Chiloscyllium plagiosum (whitespotted bambooshark), 4663 nucleotides long. Its product is annotated as G protein-activated inward rectifier potassium channel 1-like. The record is from RefSeq and is a predicted model, not a curated record. Lineage: Eukaryota; Metazoa; Chordata; Chondrichthyes; Orectolobiformes; Hemiscylliidae. Gene Ontology annotation, molecular function: G-protein activated inward rectifier potassium channel activity. Gene Ontology annotation, cellular component: plasma membrane. Gene Ontology annotation, biological process: regulation of monoatomic ion transmembrane transport; potassium ion import across plasma membrane.